Austrofundulus limnaeus is the source of this 1459-nucleotide messenger RNA. It is a transcript of the gene c9h13orf42, whose product is annotated as chromosome 9 C13orf42 homolog. The record is from RefSeq and is a predicted model, not a curated record. NCBI's taxonomy places the organism in Eukaryota, Metazoa, Chordata, Actinopteri, Cyprinodontiformes, Rivulidae. Bases 378 to 1193 code for a protein of 271 amino acids. The transcript is spliced from 3 exons.
AAUCAAUAGAUGAAUAUUAAAGCUAAAAGGCUCAGAGUUUGUCAGAUAGCUUAUUUGUUUUUGUUUACUCAGUUUCCCAUUAAAGAAAUGUGACAGGACCGUGUAAGGAUAGCAGUAGGUGUAAAGUUACCUGCCCGUUGCUGAGCAACAUCCGACAACAUUAAAGACACUCAGAUCAGGUUAGACACCCGCUUCAGAUCAGCUUUUAACAGAGAAGAAGCUUAGAGACUUCAGCACAGCAUCUGAUCCCAGCAAACAGAUUGAGUUCAGGUUGUUUGGUUUGAGGGCGAAUUUCCAGAUGUCUUUAAAUACGGAUAGAAGACUCUCACAGAUUAAAGAAUACAGGUUUGACAGCAUGACAGAGAUCAAUUAGAGGAAUGUUCAGGAAGAUCAACAAUGUGUUCCGCCCCAACCACCAUGGACACAAAGGACGAGGCGAUGGUGGUGGUGGGUUUCRGUCCAGGCAGGACUACCACGACGCCUGCACAGUCCGGCUGGUCCGCAGCACCUCCAUGCUUGUUGUGAGAGAGAGAGCUCAGACUGCCGAGGGCUCCACUUUAAAGCGGAGCAAGAGCACAGUGAGCGUGGAGUCCACUUUGUACUAUUACCAGAGACAGGAGGACAGGAUGUGGCUGUAUUCACAGAACCAGAAUUGCCUGGAGUACCUGGAAGCACUUAUGGCUCUUCGAAGGCAGUACACACAGAGCGUGAGCAACUUGAAAAGUAAUGAGGCCAAGGCCACAGAAGCUUCAAAGAAGAAGAAACCUGCACCUGUACCUCCUACAAAGGAGAAAACGAUAUCAAGAGUCAAACCCACCGCACCUCCAGCCCCUAACGAGGAGGACACAUUACAGUUCUUUGAUGAGGUCAUCGCCAGCUGUGACAGCGAACCUCUGCGGAAACCUUACAGGGAUGACGGCAACGCUGAUGUAGACGUCAUAGUGGCCUCCAGCUCGGCCGAGCACGACCUCCACUCCAACUGGGUCUUGAGGGUCCCACGGGUCACUGAUGAUUCCAAACAGACAGCAGCUCCAGUCUGUGCCAAUGAAAAAGUCUCCUCAAAAAAGAAGAAAAAAGCCAGUGGGUCUACAAGCAGCAGAAUGCAGCUGCAGAGGAACCCGAUCCACCUGCCCAAAGUGGUGGAGAGUGCGUUCCAGACGCUGCGCUUCAAACCCAAAUUAAAAAAGCAGUGAAGCUCCGAUGGGACAUUUGACACUACAGCGGCGCUGCCACGUUGCUAACAGAACUCAKACUGUGAUGUUUUAGUCAGGCACUGCAAACAAAACAUCUUUCCAAAAAAGCAAAAGCAAUAGUUGAAAUCUUCUAAGGUCUUUCGAGAGGUUAUAAACAAUGACCAUCUAACCUGUUGCACAAUCGCAAUUCCAAUGAAGUUUUAUUGUAUCUUCAUUGUAUCUAAAACAUAACAGAAUAUGAUGUGCAAAUCCUUUUCAAUCUAUAU